Molecule: messenger RNA, 3075 nt
Organism: Talaromyces atroroseus
Lineage: Eukaryota; Fungi; Ascomycota; Eurotiomycetes; Eurotiales; Trichocomaceae
Exons: 3
Coding region: 1-3075 (1024 amino acids)
Biological process (GO): peptidyl-serine phosphorylation; autophagy
Cellular component (GO): cytoplasm
Molecular function (GO): ATP binding; protein serine/threonine kinase activity; protein binding
Source: RefSeq, a predicted model, not a curated record
AUGGAUGUGAAUCCAACCCAGGAGUCGACUCAGCCAUACUCCGAUCCUCGUCGAGUAGGAUCGCAUAAUUCUGGUCUGCUAGAUCAAGAUGUGGCAGACAUUCUUUGCAUCUUGCAUCCAGGGUCCCAUUAUGCUCACGAGGCGGUCGAUGCUACUGCACAGCAGCACCGAGGUCAUCAACAUAUACUCCAACGCGAUGAGUUCGAAUAUGAUCCUGUAGACUCACCAGCUCGAGAUAUCGCCCUACGACUGUCGUCGUCUGUUCAGGACUUGUCAAUGGGGUUUGUUUUUGGACGCAACCCACAACGAAGCGACAUUCUUCUCACUCCGGAAGUGACGUCCAAACAUAUUUCAAAUAUCCACUUCCGAAUUUUCCUAAACGAAGAAGGAAUCCUGAUGCUACAGGACCUGUCGACUAACGGCACCGUGGUCGAUAAUGCUCGCUUGUGGAAACGUAACGGCCAAACAACUCGUAUGCUGAUCAAUGGCUCUGUCAUUAUCGUGGCCUCGGACAAUCGGCAGAAUAAGGAAGUUCGCUUUGUCGUGCGUAUUCCCUCUCGGGAUGGCUUCAAUGUACAGUACACACAAAACCUCCUCGCAUAUCUGCAACGCGUUGCUAGACAUAAUGCAAAAGUACGCAAUCUUCAAGCCCGGGCGCCCCCUCCACAAUCAGCACUUCAGUUGACUCUGGGUAACCCUUACGGGAUGCACUGGACUGGCGGCUCAGUUUAUAAUGUCACCGGUCAAAUCGGAAAAGGUGCCUUUGCCACAGUCUACAAGUUGGCAACGAAACAAGAUGGUAUCGUGUAUGCGGCCAAAGAACUGGACAAACGCCGCUUCAUGAAGAAUGGGGUCCUUGACCAGAAGGUCGACAAUGAGAUGAAGAUAAUGAAAGACCUACGUCAUCCCAACAUUGUCCAGUACGUUGAUCACCAUGAGCAUGACCGUUGGAUCUAUAUCAUCAUGGAGUAUGUUGCUGGUGGAGAGCUUUCUGCGUACCUCGCAGUGCACGGAAAAAUCGCCGAGGAUAUGGUCAAAAGCAUCACCCGUCAGCUUCUCCAUGCCUUACAAUAUUUACACAAACGGAAAAUAACGCACCGAGACAUCAAGCCUGAUAAUAUCCUCAUAUCGUCCAUCGAUCCACUGCGCGUGAAACUUUCAGACUUUGGCCUUUCCAAGGUAGUGCAGGAAGAAACAUUCAUGAAAACAUUUUGUGGGACUUUACUGUACUGUGCGCCUGAAGUAUAUCCAGAAUACGACAACUAUAGGCAAGGCGCGGCCAGAAAGCGCCGUCGAUUUGGUGAUCCACCCCCGCGAACCUCUCCAUAUGACCAAUCGGUCGAUAUGUGGUCCCUUGGAGCAGUGCUAUUUCACGUUCUGUGUGGCUCACCGCCCUUUACUGGGCGUGGAGAUGACAGGGGGGCACAGAUGCUCCGUACCAUCAUGACAACAGAAGUAGAUUAUGAUGUUCUUCGAGAAGAAGGGGUAUCGGAAGAGGGUGUGGACUUUGUAUCGCAGCUCUUACGUACAGAUCCUCAUGAGCGCCCGAAUGAGAGGGAACUCUUCCAACACCCAUGGAUUUCAAAUGUUGCAGAUCUCGAUGAGUAUUCCGACGCAGAAGAUUUUCCGUUGGAGGAUGAGCAGCUCGCCAUGAUUAGAGAAGCAAUAGAAGAGGACUUGGAUGCUUCUCAAUUGUCAAUCAAUGACGAUCCAGCGUACAAUGGAGCUGCGAUACAUGUCAGGUCGGACCAGGCACAGUCGAAACGGCAGCGUCUUGACGAUGCUGACAUCAUUCGUUAUCCCUCCCUUCCACCCAUGGACAGCUUCUCGGUUCUUGACGUGUCGCCGAACCUGGAGGUUACAACAGCAAAUCGACUUUUUGGUGAAGUUACAUCAUCCGCUGUACGUAGCUCCGGAGUCCUCGACGGCCUCAGCCCACACGAUUUCAGCUCGAAGAGCGAUCAUUCUUCUGGUGAGUCGAUGGUGGAUGCGGACGAAUUGUCUGUUGGGGUACAUUCAUUUCCCAUGCCCGUAUUCGGAGGAUCUUUUCCCAGUCUUUUGGGAUCUGAUAGCUUUGUGGGACAACUCAAAAUGCCGUCUUCUCACGAAAGCUCAUUCAAGAGUUCUGCAGCUGCAGUUGAAAGGCCCGACACACCAUAUAGUAGUCACCGUGAACGAGAGGUGACGCCUGCUAAUCAGGAUAUUCCAGGCGAAGCACAAGAUGAACCCCACGCAACCGAAGUAACCCCCAAAGCCCUGCCUAUCCAUCGUCGUACCGAGCUUGUACUUCCUGACACAGCCAGCGAAAGUUCUAUUCCGCGAGCUGACGAAUACCGGGAUCAUGAGAGCGAUGCUACUACGGACGACCACAAACAAGCCGAACUAGCUGUGACGAUCGAUGCCCGUACAGGCAAGGAAAUAAUGCCUACAACGACGGACUCGAGCGGCCUGGAUCCUCCGCCGGCAGAGACCGAAACUGUAGCGAGCGGCAUUCCACGAAGUUUGACGCCGGCCGACUUCCGAAAACCACGGCGUUUACUUGGCAAACUAGUUACUGUUCCCGGUUCCAUUAUCGAUCUCACGUUACGGCUAGAAGGCCGAAUGACUUCAUGGGGCCGUGGCCCUCUAGCCACAGUAGUCUAUCCCGAGAGAAUGGAUACGCGCAUUCCAGCGUACGCAAUCGAAGUCACGUUUUGGAGUCCCGGCGUGGAAGCGCGGAUUGCCGAAGGAGCUGACUGGAUGGCUAUCCCAGACGUGAUGACGAUUCUCUCCACCAAGACACGCAAGUGUAUUUGGGUGAAUGGGGUUGAACUCCGUCGCGGCCGCCAGAUGGAGAAUGGCAGUGAAGCGUUUGACUUUGGGAAAUUGUACACAGACGACAUUAUCACUAUAUUCCAGAACGGUGAUAAAUACCUUCGCUUCCGAUGCGAGAUUUAUCAUGGCGAUAGCGCGCGACCUCGUCCUGAAAGCGAGAAAGGUUUCAUCGUGCGACAAGUGCUACACCCAAAGAGCGAUUCGAAUAGAAAUCGCCAACCAAACAACAGGAUCCCAGAUAGCGACAAGCUGUACGCAUAG